Athene cunicularia (burrowing owl) is the source of this 835-nucleotide messenger RNA. Its product is annotated as ADP-ribosylation factor-like protein 8B-A. The record is from RefSeq and is a predicted model, not a curated record. Lineage: Eukaryota; Metazoa; Chordata; Aves; Strigiformes; Strigidae. The transcript has 7 exons. Gene Ontology annotation, molecular function: GTP binding; GTPase activity. The coding region runs from base 1 to 492 and encodes 163 amino acids. Gene Ontology annotation, biological process: anterograde axonal transport; protein transport. Gene Ontology annotation, cellular component: lysosomal membrane.
AUGCCAAGGGAGAGUCUCAAAAAACUGCCAAAGAAGAACCCAAAUAAAACCACGUCAGGGCAGUUCACAGAAGAUAUGAUUCCUACAGUAGGCUUCAAUAUGAGAAAAAUAACAAAAGGAAAUGUUACCAUAAAGGUAUGGGACAUUGGAGGGCAGCCAAGGUUUCGAAGCAUGUGGGAGCGUUAUUGCAGAGGAGUCAAUGCAGUUGUUUACAUGGUGGAUGCAGCAGACUUAGAGAAAGUUGAAGCUUCAAAGAAUGAGCUACACAGUUUGAUAGAUAAGCCACAAUUGCAUGGAAUUCCAGUGUUAGUCCUUGGAAAUAAAAGAGACCUCCCAGGUGCACUGGAUGAAAAGCAGUUAAUUGAGAAAUUAAACCUUGCGGCUAUUCAAGACAGAGAAAUAUGUUGCUAUUCUAUUUCUUGUAAAGAGAAGGAUAACAUCGACAUAACAUUACAAUGGCUUAUUCAGCACUCCAAAUCAAGACACUGUUGAAGAAAACUUUUUCUGAAGAUAACUCUUUCCCAAUCACUUUGACUCCUAUCAGCUAUACACAAGUGAAAAGAUAAAGAAUGCAGCAGCAUACUACCAGGACUCACUUUGAUUGAUUUGUUAACAGAAGUAAAACUAAGUUAUAGCUUGUCCCUCAAUCUUGGUUCUUUUUUUAAAAAUCUAGAUACUUGUCUGCCUAGGUGAAACUCCUGAACGCCUUACUACAAGACUGAAAGAAAUCAGUACUUUUUUGGGCUGAAAUGUUUGAGUUUAUGCAUGUGAAUUGUCAAAUACUUAGUAGGUUUUUUUUCUAAUUUGAAACUGAAUAAACUGCACAGUGGAAACA